Ziziphus jujuba (common jujube) is the source of this 3572-nucleotide messenger RNA. RefSeq names its product glycine-rich RNA-binding protein 4, mitochondrial. The coding region runs from base 333 to 758 and encodes 141 amino acids. Gene Ontology annotation, molecular function: RNA binding. The record is from RefSeq and is a predicted model, not a curated record. The transcript is spliced from 6 exons. NCBI's taxonomy places the organism in Eukaryota, Viridiplantae, Streptophyta, Magnoliopsida, Rosales, Rhamnaceae.
AAACUACCCUGGUAAUAUUUUUGAAAUCACACGAAUGCCCAUUAUACUCUUGAAGCGGCGAAGCUUAAACCCCUUACCGCCGCCUAAGUCUCUUUGGCUCUCCUGGUCAAUAGCCACCGGAAUCCACCAACGCCAUCAAGCUCGACCUGAAACUCCUCUACGGCGUAACCACCGAAUGCCGGAAACCGGAGCGACGUUACGGUUUGAAUCGCGUGGUUAGCGAAAUCCAGCUAAAGCUAUUUGUAUCCAGUUUUGUCCAGCUAAAGACAAUUUAUGGUCGAUUAGGCAAUUUUAAGUUCCACAGUGGAAACAAAAAGAAAACAAAGUCAAUAAUGUGGAACGCUCUGAAAAGUAUCAUUUUCAGAAGAGCAUCAACAACAAUCCAUAACCCAACUUUGAGUUGGCGGUGCUAUUUUUCACCACCCUCUUCCUCCUCUCCACCCUCAAACAGUAAACUCUUUGUUGGAGGCUUGUCAUGGUCAGUGGAUGAGAAGUCCUUAAAAGAUGCUUUCUCUUCCUUUGGGGAGGUUACUGAAGUGAGGAUAUUGUACGACAAAGACUCUGGUAGGUCUAGAGGCUUUGGAUUUGUUCACUUCUCAAUGGAAAAUGAUGCCAAAUGUGCAAAAGAUGCCAUGGAUGGAAAGGCAUUUCUUGGUCGACCUUUGAGGAUAAGUUUUGCUUUCGAUAAAGUUCGGGGUGGACCAGUUGUGAUUCCUCGCCUUACAAACAUUGAAGAUGAUGCUAAUAGCUACUCUUGAACUCUGGUGGAAUUCAAAGUAUGUUCAUAAGGAUGUAUAGAAAGCCAGAUUAUGUUCUAAUGGUAAAAUGUGGCAUGGAAGCGUAUUGAUCCAAAGGUGCAUUUCUGUUGUUGGUUUUUGCUGUUUAUGCUCAGAAACGUAUUAAUCAAGGUGACAAGACAAAGUUCCAAGGUAUGUUAAAAGACAUUUGCAUUAUGAUGGGUGUAUUAGAAAUAGCAAGUUCCAAGAUGGUUCAUAGUGGACCCUAUCACAGUACAAAGUUUAAUAGAUUGGGGUAAAUAAUCACUGUUUUUUUUUUUUUUUUUUUUCCCUCUCUCUCUCUUCUUUUUUUUUUUUGUAAACUUGUUCCAGCAAUUUGGAUACUAAAAUCAAUUUGAUCUGAAUUUAUAAAUUUAGCUAAAUACUCAAUUGGAAUUAAGACGAUGAAAACUCAAUUAAGGAGCGUCGUCAUUGAGCUAGCUUCUUUUUUAUAACUCUAAUUUCUUAAUUUCCAAAUAACUGCGUAAAAGACGAACUCAAUUCAUAAUUUUGUAAUUUGUAAACCGUUAUUCAUCAUUAGUAGGUGACAUGUGUCCAAUUUUAUUCAUCUUUUAAGUGUGUUUAUGAACAAAAAGACAAACUGUCCCAUUGUCACUAUUUAAGGUUUAUAUUAUACAAGGAGAGAGAGAGAGAGAGAAGGACAAACUGCAUUGACAUUGUAUCAAACUAAUGGGGUUAUAUACAAAAAGAUUGCUACAGAAUAGAGAUAUAUAUGUUUAUAUAUCCUUAUAUAUGUGUCCAAACCCAUAGGAAUACAUAGAUUCAUAAAUAUCUUGAACAAUUGAGAUCCCUCAAGUGAUGUCACAUAACGUGAGCUCACCGUAUAAAAGUAUGAACCUAGUAGAAAGUAAAAGAAUACGAAUUUAGUUUGUGACACAGAGUGAUCAUGGUGGUGUCUCAACCCUACCGAAGCCUUGGGCCACCAAAACCGUGCUUUAUUGUUUUUUACUGUUGGUGAGAGUGGGACGUAAUAUAUAUCUAACUCGCAUGUUUUGGUCUUGUCCCAUCGUAUAUGAUUAAUGCAAUGUUCAAAAAAUCUUUGCUCAAUUAACUAAGUGAUAUUUCCAAAACAAUUAAAAAAAAAAAUUACUGAGUGAAAGAAAUUGGGAGGGCCCUUCGAUCAUGUGGGCCCUUCAAUUGGGGGACAGGAAUUUUUAAAAAGGUGCAUAGACAGAAGAAUCAAAAACGUGCCUGUUGAUAAUUGGCUGCUAGGACAAUUAUAUGUUGUCAUCUGUAUUUGCAUAUCUUGUUUUUUGUGCCGCCGCCAAGAUAUUGUUAUUAGCCAUAUAUUAAUCAUUGAGAUACUGUUUUCAAUGAACUUUUUUUGUUUUUUUAAAUUAUUACAAUUUUAUUUAAUUUAAAGGGAGAAGAUGGGAUGUCAUAAAUCCAUGGCAAUCAAUCUUUUGUUGUGUGAUAUUUUACAUUUAAGAUUAACUUCUUCUCUACUUUUAUUUCAAAUACAGUGACAUAGAUAUAUUCAUUAAGUUUAUUUAUCAAAUAAUAUUUAUUUAUUAUAAAUUGAUAUAUUCAUACAAUAUAUAUAAAAAUUAUAAAAAUAAUUAAAUAUUAAUAAAUUUGAUAAAUAAUUUAAUAAUUAUAAUAUUAUUAAUAUACAAAAUGUAUCAUGCCAAUCAAAUAUUAUUCGAAAAAAGAAAAAAAAAACCAUGAUUUGGUUUUUUAAUCCCAAUAGCAUAUUUCUUUAAUUUUGAUUUUGAGAAAUAAAUAAUUUUGUGCCAGACAAUUGGUCGUGUGAAAAAGAUGCUUAUCUACCCCGUACAUAUUCAUAAAGUCCAUUCUCUAUUCCAAGGACCACAAAAUGUUUUUUCUUCUCACUGGAGAAGUUCAUGGAUUUUUCCUCAAUAAUUGCUUGUCACCAUUUUGCAUAAUCGCACUGUGGCAUUGUUUAAAGACAUACAUAUAGAAGAAGCCCCUGCCCCUCACUCUCUCAACAUAAAAAAAGCUUCCUCAUUUUCUCUUCUGGCAACAAAGUUAACACACAGCACCAUUGUUUCACUAACUUGCUUUGUUCAUGGAGAUGAGUUCUCAAUUAUCACCUUCUGUGUCCCCAGUUGACCCUUAUAACGAUCAUGAGCUUCUCUUCUCCGAUGAUCCAAAAUUCGCUCUUCAUGGUGAGAUUCUGAUGCUUGUCAUUGUCCUGCUCUUCAUCACCAUUUUUACUGUUUUUAUUUUCUUUCUCUACAAAAAGUACCGACAUGGACGCCCCAAGCUUGGCGAAGGAGAGCUUGUUCUUUCAAAAAGUACCACUCAACCUGCUCUCAUGCUUAAAGGUCAGAUUGAAGAAGAUCGCAAUGGCUACAAUCUUUUUGCAGGAACAAUCUGAGUACUACUUCUGCUCUAGUCAGAAACCAUCCUAUUAUUACUUGAUUUAUCGAAACCAGGUAAUUGGAGUUUAAUUUGAGUAAGUUGGUGAUCUUUUUUUUUUUUUUUUUUUUUUUUUUUUUUUAUAUAAUGGUUCAGUUGUAAUCACCAAAAUUAAUACCCUUAUAACGUGCUUAAUCUGUAAUUUAAUUUGUAUGUAAGGGGUAUUAUUUAUUUACUAAUAAAGAAUAUUUAGUGGGAUUUGAGAGAUGAACUGAGUUUGUAUAGGCUUGAAUUGUAUUUUUUUUAUGUAAUUGAAAAUUGUAUUGUGGAGAAAUCGACAAAAAGUACGUACUCAAGAUAUUUAUUCAGCAUUUUCCUAGCUAGCCAGUCUUUUGUAUGUUUAUCUCUAUUCAAGCUAAGACAAAGAACACCACGUAUCAAUUGGCUUUUAUC